Messenger RNA from Arthroderma uncinatum, 636 nucleotides. RefSeq lists its product as uncharacterized. The coding region runs from base 1 to 636 and encodes 211 amino acids. NCBI's taxonomy places the organism in Eukaryota, Fungi, Ascomycota, Eurotiomycetes, Onygenales, Arthrodermataceae. The record is from RefSeq and is a predicted model, not a curated record. The transcript has a single exon.
AUGGCAUCGAAACCAGUUGUCCACGACCUGAUAAACCUUUACGAGGCCAUAGAAACCAGCGAGUCCAAGAUGGACGAACACACACGCUAUCUAAGUCAGUUACUACCAUCACCAUGGGCAGAGAUGACCCCAUCCCUGAGCAUCCCAUUCUCGCCAAAAUCAACCAUCGGCAGCGAGGCCGAUUCCGAACGCCCUUCACUCCUGACCUCAGCAACAUCUAGCCCGAUGUCGUCUCCAACAUCCAGUCCUAUAAGUGCCUCUCCACGCAUGAACCGCUUCACCUCCCCGCUCCGCCGAAUUGGCAGCCGAAGCAAGAAAUGCUACUCGACAUCCUCUCUCGGCUUUGGAUCGAUAUUACUUCGCCGCAGUCCGUCCACAGUCGACCUUGCUCUCACAGAAGAGCGUUACAGGUGCAACGAGGACGUGAUAGAACGACGUGGGCUGGGCUUGCUGGAACCUCGUCCAGUGGACCCAAUGCCUAUGAUGAUGGACACGCAUAACGAUUCGAACAACCUAUCGAGCUUCGGUCUCGAUCUAAAGGAGCCGUCUACGCUAUCGCCCAUCUCAACAUCAGCUCGUCAGACCCCAAGGUUCGUCAUGGGGGGGAUUCUCGAGGUCAUGGAGGGCUCGGCAUAA